UUUUCUUCAUUCAUUCAUAAAUCUAAUUAUUCUCCCUUUUGUGGUAACCACUCAAAAGUUCUACUACCUCACUCUCCAUAUGGCUUUUCCUGUUAUUCUUCUAGCUCUCUUAGUGUUCUCCCAUUGUGGUUACAGCCAACGUUCUCCUUCGCCAGGAUACUACCCCAGUUCUCGAGUACCGACUUCACCAUAUGAUCGUGAUUUUCGAACUCAAUGGGGAUUUCAACACCAGCGCAGAGAACACGAUAUAACCACUCUUUGGCUCGACAAAGCUUCUGGGAGUGGAUUCAAGUCUAUCCGUCCGUACAUAUCGGGUUACUUUGGUGCUUCCAUUAAACUUCAAUCAGGCUACACAGCUGGAGUUGAUACGUCUUUCUUUCUGUCCAACCACCAAGAGCAUCCUGGAGACCACGACGAGGUUGAUAUCGAGUUUCUAGGGACAACGCCAGGGAAACCUUAUAGCCUUCAGACUAAUGUAUUCGUUAGGGGAAGUGGUGACCGAAAUGUCAUCGGGAGAGAGAUGAAAUUUAACUUGUGGUUUGAUCCUACUCAAGAUUUUCACCAUUACGCAAUUUUGUGGAACCCUAAUCAAGUAGUAUUUUAUGUAGACGAUGUACCCAUACGUACGUAUGAUAGAAAGAAUGAAGCUAUCUUCCCUGCAAGACCUAUGUGGGUGUACGGAUCGAUAUGGGAUGCAUCAGACUGGGCCACGGAAAACGGGAGGAUCAAAGCCGACUAUCGAUACCAACCAUUUGUUGCGCAGUAUAGAAAUUUCAAACUAGCGGGAUGCACGGCAGACAGGUCUAACUCAUGCAGACCACCAUCAGCUGCACCUACGGGGAACCGAGGACUGAGCCAGCAACAAAUGGGGGCAAUGGCAUGGGCACAGAGGAACUUCUUGGUCUAUAACUAUUGCCAUGAUCCUAAAAGAGACCAUACGCAGACACCAGAGUGUUAAAACAAACAAACAAACAACCAAAAGAAGAAGGUUUUAAUACUUAUUUUGCAUUAUCAAUUAUACGUUUAAGUUAAUAAUAGGAGGUCUUGAGACGGGUCCACACUGGAAACUGGAGUGCAGCAGUUGAGCGUCCCGUCCUCCAUGAUUUGAGAUUAAAAAAAGGUUUUUAUAAUCUUCUUUUUUUCUAUUUGUGAUUUUUUAAUAAUUGUUGAAAUACUGUGUGAUAUUUUUAAUAUAUGGUAUUGUAAAGUUGUGUAACCCCAAAAAACAAAGAGAGUGGUUGGCUUGAACUU
Molecule: messenger RNA, 1251 nt
Organism: Brassica napus (rape)
Lineage: Eukaryota; Viridiplantae; Streptophyta; Magnoliopsida; Brassicales; Brassicaceae
Product: xyloglucan endotransglucosylase/hydrolase protein 31
Exons: 4
Coding region: 80-958 (292 amino acids)
Biological process (GO): xyloglucan metabolic process; cell wall biogenesis
Cellular component (GO): apoplast; cell wall
Molecular function (GO): xyloglucan:xyloglucosyl transferase activity; hydrolase activity, hydrolyzing O-glycosyl compounds
Source: RefSeq, a predicted model, not a curated record